UACCUGACUUGGUUUAAAAAUGCUGAACCACCAGUUUUUUCUUGCCUCUCUUGCUUCUUCUCCUUAUCUUCUUUGCAAAUUCUAGUUUUUUUUAACCAACUAUAAUGGCAGUAACCAAUAGAUAUGUAGUAAUCACCGCAAACAUAGAUGGUGCACCAAAAGAGAGUGAUUUCGAAGUCAAAUGCGAAACAAUUUCCUUAUUACUUGAGCCUGGAUCAAAUGAUAUUAUUGUGAAAAAUCUCUAUGUAUCUAUAGAUCCUUACCAACUAAAUCGCAUGAAAAGUCAAAGCUCGUCGCAAGUUUAUUCAACUUUAGCGGCGGCCAUUAAUCCCGGCGAGGCUAUUGAUGCUUUCGGAGUAGCAAAAGUUUUGGUUUCUGGAAAUCCUGAAUUCGAAAAGGGUGAUUUGGUUGUAGGGCUCAUCCAUUGGGGAGAUUAUAGUGUUAUAAAACAAAAUGGGAUGCUAAAUAAGCUAGAUCCUAUGGGAUUUCCAUUGUCAUAUCAGAUUAGCAUUCUAGGAUUUAGUGGAUUAACGGCCUAUGCUGGAUUUUUCGAACUAUGCAAGCCCAAGAAGGGAGAGAAGGUAUUUGUAUCCACCGCAUCUGGUUCAGUCGGAAAUUUAGUCGGACAAUAUGCCAAACUGUUUGGUUGCUAUGUGGUUGGCUCCGCCGGAAGUAAUGAAAAGGUAGCCAUGCUAAAAGAGAAACUUGGUUUUGACGAUGCAUUCAACUACAAGGAAGAACCUGAUUUGAAGGCAACUCUCAAAAGGUAUUUUCCGAACGGGAUAGACAUAUAUUUUGACAAUGUUGGGGCUGAAAUGCAAGAGGCAGCAAUAGCCAAUAUGAAUACCUUUGGUAGAGUAGCAGUUUGUGGGGUGAUUUCUGAGUAUACAAAUAGUGGAAGAAAGGCUGCACCUGAUAUGAUAGAUGUUGUGUACAGAAGAAUCAAGAUUCAAGGGUUUUUAGCCGUUGAUUUCUUGAACGUGCAUGCUGAUUUCAUUUCAAAAACUUGUGAUCAUCUUCGCGCUGGGGAAAUGCAGGUACUUGAAGAUAUAUCAGUUGGUGUGGAAAGCAUUCCCUCCUCAUUAAUUGGACUUUUUAAAGGCCACAACAUUGGGAAGAAGAUGGUUCAAUUAGCAGAAGAAUAGAAAGUUUUUUCCUCGAUUCUCAUUGUACUUGUUAGCUCAUUUUUUAAAUAGAAUAAAUCUAAAUGAUUUUUAUUUUAUUUUUA
Messenger RNA from Jatropha curcas, 1228 nucleotides. Its product is annotated as 2-alkenal reductase (NADP(+)-dependent). Lineage: Eukaryota; Viridiplantae; Streptophyta; Magnoliopsida; Malpighiales; Euphorbiaceae. The record is from RefSeq and is a predicted model, not a curated record. Gene Ontology annotation, molecular function: oxidoreductase activity, acting on the CH-CH group of donors, NAD or NADP as acceptor.